Coniophora puteana RWD-64-598 SS2 is the source of this 438-nucleotide messenger RNA. RefSeq lists its product as uncharacterized. The record is from RefSeq and is a predicted model, not a curated record. Lineage: Eukaryota; Fungi; Basidiomycota; Agaricomycetes; Boletales; Coniophoraceae. The annotation marks the transcript as partial. The transcript is spliced from 2 exons.
UUUUCAGCUGAUAUUUCCGGCGAUGUGAUCCUGGUGUUUUUGCCUCUGCGACUCUUAUGGCGCACGCGUCUUCAAGUUCAUCUCCGCGUCCUUACCCGCACCGUUUUUGCUAUGAGCAUAUUGAGCUCUGCUGUAAGCAUCGCGCAUACGGUUUUUCUUAUCCCUACGGCAUCGUUUGCAUCAGCUCUUACGGUCGAGCUACAGGUGUACAGCGCCAUUGUGCAGCUGUGCGUUUCUCUGAUCGUAUGCAACCUACUCGUCAUUGUAACAUUUGUGUACCGCUACUUAUGGGGUAGUGACAUCGAAGAGACUCUAUCGAGUACGCAGUUGAGCGUUCUGACCACGAUCGACCUCGAGUCCUCGAUCUCUUGGCCGGAAACACCUCCGCCUGAAGAUAUCUGUACGCGGUCAUAUGAUAAUCGCUUUGAAGUGAAGUAG